Corticium candelabrum is the source of this 1249-nucleotide messenger RNA. RefSeq lists its product as uncharacterized. Bases 149 to 976 code for a protein of 275 amino acids. The record is from RefSeq and is a predicted model, not a curated record. Lineage: Eukaryota; Metazoa; Porifera; Homoscleromorpha; Homosclerophorida; Plakinidae. The transcript is spliced from 3 exons.
UUGUCUUGUGAUCUAGACUUCCUGGCUAUUUCAUGUCAACUCAGAGGCGUUGUCUUCUAUCACCUUAGUGUUGCCCAUGCAUUGACAUCUUGUUUAUGGAGUUCACAACAGAACAAGUCACUCGAACUUAAACGGUCGAAGAACCACGAUGACUGACUUGGCACUGAGACUGGUGAUGGUGUUAUUGUACAGUCUGGUAUCCAGUGACACAACAAGAUGCAGAAAUAAUCUGAAAUUGAAAUCAGAGAGUGAGUAUGUAAACCUUCACGAUCAUAUAAUUGUUUCUUGUCCUGUGCCUCGUGAGCAUCGAGGCACUCGAGUCUGCUGGGUGAAGGACAAUGGGGACCAAUCCGCUUCCAGAUGUACUCAAUGCAUUGGUGUUGGCUUGCCAGGAAAUAGUGUGAAGGAAGAGAAGGAGUCCAAUAAUCAUGUCAGUGGUGGCAUGCUUCUCAUAUUCACCAACAUCACUAUGGCAUCUCAUAAUACAUCAUACGACUGUCUUGUACGGAUGCCUCCAAACUGCGUGUCUAUCAAACAUAUUCGAAUUUUUGUCCGAUCUCCAUGGUCUAGUCCAAAGGUGUUGCCUCUGACAACAGUGUUGAGGGGAUACCAACCCGCAUACACAAGAGCUGAUGCUGACAACUACUAUUUUCAUCUGACAAACAGUACUCAACUCAUGGUACAAGUCAAGUGUGGAGUCAUAAUGAACACAUUCGAGCCUUAUAUCUUACAGUGGGUUCACGUCACAGGUAAUCAUAAGACUCGACAGUGUCACUACAAGGGCAACGAUACGCCACCGCAUAGACCCUUCACAGAUGAACCACAAGCUUGGUCAAGGUCAACCGAAAAAUGGCUGAAUCUCUAUGUGCCUGUUCAGAGUAUGAAGGCAAGUCAACAGUACGAGUGCUAUGUGACUUCGUAUUCUUUCUAUGGAGAAGAAGAUGUUCUGGUUAGAAGGGUCCAAGUGGGAUUAUAAGCGAGUAAGGUGAUACACAAGUACACUUGCAUACAUGUUGUAAGACUCACACAUACACUCUUAUAUUUAAUAGUACAGAACACUAAGUUUAGAUUGUUUCAGUAACUUUUAAAGAAAUACAUAUCACUGCUGACACGUUCAUUAUUAUCUUUCUAUUAUCACGUAUUAUGCUGUUGUUGUACUGUAUAUCUAUCGUUUGAUUCAUCAUUGAUAGUGUCGGUCAGCUAUAAUUUAAUUAAUUAAUUAUUAGUUUUUAUGUUAUAAAUGGCCUAA